UGGUAGCCUGGGUACCGAAGUCCCGCGCGGAGAGCUGCGUUACAGGUUUUCAGAAAAUUGCUUCUGCAAUGGGUGAUGGACAAAUGCUACCCAGACAUACCAACAGCACCAACUUGGGCUCCUGCUCUGCCAUCUUCUCAGGAUGGGUCGACAACUAGCAAGUCUGAAAAAGAAUCUGAUAGAGAAUCCUGAACAAUGAAGCCAAAAAUGAAACCUAAAUCAACCAGCAAAAUAUCCCCAGCAAAUCUGAACAACUCAGCAGGCAAAAUCCCAGCAAAAUCUCCCAAGCUGAGAAAAUCCCAAAGGAAGGCUGAAAAAGUUUGCCAGGUAUACUCUAUGAAGCUACGCUCCCGCAUCAUCAAAGGAAAUGUCUGUUACUUUAGGAAAAAAAACACCAAAAGGCAUCCAUCAAAAACAGGCGGCAAGGACAAGGAGCAACUUCCAGUACUCACUGCCUGUCAGCAGCAGCCACUCCUUGAAAAGCCUUUUGUCGAGCACGCCCUCACCAUUAAUAUACCUGAGACCCAGUUACAAAACAGAACACUUCAAGUUCCAACUAUUGCAGAAACUUCACCUAUAACAGAACAUUAUGCUUCCCUGAGUACAUACAAUGAUCGGUUCAUCACUUUUGCUUUUGAGGGUGAACAUGGUGAGAUCUAUGUUGAAGACUUAGGAGAAAACCAAGAAAAAGACAAGGUGUUAUUACGUUACUAUGAUUCUCAAAUUCCGUCAAAUGAAUCAGGUGAUGAUGUUGAUGGCAAAAAGUGGAUGGUAAAUCUGAGUCCUACAAAAAACACAAAACUCUGGCUGCAUGCAAACAAGGAGGAGAGCUCUGUGGAGCUCCUUAGAUGUGAAAACCUGAUGCCAGACCAGGCCUUCUUUCUCCUCCAGUGGGAGUCUUCUGAACAUGUUUCAUUUGAAUGUAAAAGUAAUCCUGGAGUGUUUAUAGGAGUAAAGAAUAAUCAGCUUCAGUUAAUUCAAGUAGAAGGUCACCCUGAGGAUUCAAGUAAAGAGAAUAUCAUGUUUAAAAUCUUUCAAACAUAAGAUGAUGGAAAGCUGUAGAUCCAGCUGAAACAGCUACCACUGAAGAGGGAUGAGAGACAAAGGAAGAGAUGGACAAUAUCUACAGGAAAUGUAGAGUAUAUGCUAUGGAAUGUUUUCCUUAUUAUGUGUGAAAAUUUUUUUAAUCUUUCAGUUUUUUUUUUUAAAUUUCCCUCUGGAUCACUCUAUGUUCACUACAAGUAUAAGCAUAUUAAACAGGGUAUUGGUAAAAAAUUUGCAAACAUUCUAAAAGGAUACAGUUUAAAAAUAUAUGGAUUUUCACACUUUCAGUCCACAUUUAGAGAAGAGACCUCUGGGGUGGAGCAAAGGCAAUAGCCCAAGUCUCUCUUUUAACAGCUCAUUUUAAAGAACUACACAGAACCAUAGUUUUCCUAGAUUCCGAACACUAGGUUUGAACACCAGAGCCGCUAAAAUAAAAAGACUAGAUGCUAUAUAGAUUGACCAUUUCUUAGCUGUAAUAAAACACCAAGUUUGUUUUUAGAUGCCCUAGGCGACAUUUUAGAUGCCCUAAAGCUCUUUCAAACUAUCAGAGGUUGUAGAACUUCAAAUACCUACAUGGGCAGACCAGUAACAUAAAUGUGUAUAAAGGCAAGGAUAAUUAAAAAAAUUAAGAAAAAUAAAUCCAUAUUUGUAAAGUUAAUAAUUUCAUCCCUAAUUGUUCCAUUUCUUUAAUUCUGAUUUUUUAUAUACUGAGUUUACUUUAAGCAAGGCAUUCUUACAUUAGAAUGUGAAAUAAAUUUUAAUCCAAUCAUAAAAUUGGAAUCACUGUGAAUAUCUAAUAAACUAAAAUUUUUUAAAAAAGUACUGAAUCACAACAUAUACUUGGGCAGUGAUUCUCAAGCUAGGAUCCAAGUACCACUUGUGUCCUCACAAGUUCUUUAACCCACUAGAGCACAGGUGAGACACAAUUAAUAUAACUUCAAUAAUGGACUGUCCAUCAUGUUUGUAGAAUACCAUGCCCUUCUCAUCCCAGCUUCCAGAGAUUUAUGACUUUUGAGGCACCCCUUGUCACCUUAGACAAAAUAUCUUCUAAUCCUUGCUUCCCAUGUAUACAAGUCUUUCUGCUGUACAGUUUCCCAAGACCCUGCUUACCAUGGAAUAGCAUUUGAUUUCUGUCCCUUCUCCAUUUGUUUUAGCCAAUUGUAUCUGUGUUAUAUCUUUUGCACCCACUGGGCUUUAUUUCCUUAUCACCUGAUUUCUGGGUGCCAACACCUUUAUUCUACUUGUUCCACCUUAUAUUAUAGAAUUUUACAUAAACCUAUUGAUGGUGGUGGUUUUUUUUUAAACAUCUUUGUUAUUAAGGUAGUAAAUUUAUACUCAACCAUAUAAUAACAAUUUUCAACUACUAAAGAGAUAUUUUUUGCUUGUUUUAAAGCCCUAAUAAUUUUUACUACAAUUUUUACAGGUUUAACACUUACAAUAAAUGAUAAACACAAUUUAACAGAAUACUUAUGAAAUAUGACCUUUCUUGAAAGUGAAGCUUUCAGGAAAUUUGCUGAGACUUAUUGUAUAUAACUACUGGUGGAACAUAAUAUUUAAAAGGCUGAGAGUUACUGUACAAUGGCAUAUAGUUGUAGAACUAUAUAUCUUAGUUUCAUUACUUUGUCAAUAAUUUUAUUAUAGACACAAAAAUAAAACAGAAUCUAUAUCAUCCCCUCUGUAAAACACUGAAUGUUACCCAUAUGCAUUUAUAUGAUAUACUUAAAAGUGAUUACUCUUAAGUAAUAAUAUAUAUAUUAAUUACA
This is a messenger RNA of Choloepus didactylus (southern two-toed sloth), 2807 nucleotides long. It is a transcript of the gene IL33, whose product is annotated as interleukin 33. The coding region runs from base 196 to 1044 and encodes 282 amino acids. NCBI's taxonomy places the organism in Eukaryota, Metazoa, Chordata, Mammalia, Pilosa, Megalonychidae. The transcript has 10 exons. Gene Ontology annotation, biological process: positive regulation of inflammatory response; positive regulation of cytokine production. The record is from RefSeq and is a predicted model, not a curated record. Gene Ontology annotation, molecular function: cytokine activity.